ACGUGUGCUGUCGUCAAACAUCAAAGGAGAAGAAGAAGGUUCAAACCGACGGAGCAGAGCUCGUUUUAACUGUCGUAAAAACACGUGAACGCACGCGGACACGUCGCUUCUAUAACGUUUGUCAGUUUGUGGAAAGUGUUCUGAAAUACGCGGCUCGCGCUGUGUGAACCUUGUCGCGCGGACUGUAGUUUCUUUUUUUGUUUGUUUGCGUCAGUUAGCGCUGCUAUGCUAAGCUACGCUAACCGCUGCUAGCUCGUGUUAUGGUUUUCAGGCUCGCUCUUCUCGCGUGAAUAACAUGUUUACGAGUCCCGUAUUUAAUAGUAUGUUACCAUAACAGACAAUGUUUGACCCGCUGCACUGACGGAAAACACGCAGAUUCCGAGCAGAGCCGAACGGAGCCGAACUAACGAUGACGCUGGCGCCGAAGGAGCUGUCGAACCUGCUGAGCGUCGUCUCAGAGGAAGCCUGCGCGAGCUCCUUCGAGAGCCUCUCCACGCACUUCCACCACUACUUCGGGAAGGCGGAGCACUUCCGGGUGGGUUCGGUGCUGGUUCUGCUGCUGCAGCAGCCGGACCUGCUGCCCAGCGCCCCCCAGCGGCUCAUCGCCCUCUACCUGCUCUGGGAGAUGUACCGAACCGAGCCGCUUGCCGCGAACCCGUUCGCCGCCGUGUUCGCUCACCUGUUGAACCCCGCCCCUGCGGGGGAGGAGCCUGAAAAGCUACUGUCAGGCUUCCUGCCGCCCAUCACUCAGCCAGAGAAGUUCUUCCUGUCACAGCUGAUGUUGGCUCCGCCCAGAGAUCUGUUCAAGAAGACGCCGCGACAGGUGUCCAGCAUGGACGUGGGCAACAUGCAGCAGUCCAUCGACAUCAGCGGCCUGCAGCUGGCUCUGGCAGAGCGUCAGUCAGAGUUACCCACUCAGAGUAAAGCCAGCUUCCCCAGCAUCCUGAAUGACCCUGAUCCAGAUUCGUCCAACUCUGGCUUUGACAGCUCAGUGGCCAAUCAGAUCAUUGAGUCGCUGGUCACAGGGCCACGCCCACCUCUGGAGAGUCACUUCCGCCCCGAGUUCAUCCGCCCGCCGCCGCCGCUCCACGUGUGCGAGGACGAGCUGGCGUGGCUGAAUCCAACAGAACCGGACCACAGUGUGCAGUGGGACCGGUCCAUGUGUGUGAAGAACAGCACAGGUGUGGAAAUCAAACGCAUCAUGGCCAAGGCCUUCAAGAGUCCACUGUCCGCACAGCAGCAGUCACAGCUGUUGGCAGAGCUGGAGAAAGACCCAAAGCUGGUCUAUCACAUCGGUUUGUCUCCGGCUAAACUUCCGUACCUGGUGGACAACAACCCUCUGGUCGCCAUAGAGAUGCUGCUGAAACUGAUGCAGAGCAGUCAGAUCACCGAGUACUUCUCUGUCCUCGUCAACAUGGACAUGUCCCUGCACUCCAUGGAGGUGGUCAACAGACUAACGACAGCUGUAGAUCUUCCUCCUGAGUUCAUCCACCUCUACAUCUCUAACUGCAUCUCCACCUGUGAGCAGAUCAAAGACAAGUACAUGCAGAACCGCCUGGUGCGUCUGGUGUGCGUCUUCCUUCAGUCUUUGAUCAGGAACAAAAUCAUCAACGUUCAGGAUCUGUUCAUCGAGGUCCAGGCCUUCUGCAUCGAGUUCAGUCGCAUCAGAGAAGCUGCCGGACUCUUCCGUCUCCUCAAGACCCUCGACACUGGAGACAACCCUGCUGAGGCCAAACCCACCAAGUAACACUCAGACUCCGCCCACAUGACAAAGAUAAAGACAUGAAGGACAAAAACAUGUAAGACACAAGUACAUGACGGACAAACAUGAAAUACAUCAGACACAAAAACAUGACAGACAUGAGAGACACAAAUACAUGACAGACAUGAAAGACACAAAUACAUGACAGACAAAAACAUGAAAGACUUGACAAAUACAUGACAGACAAAAACAUGACAG
Molecule: messenger RNA, 1960 nt
Organism: Solea senegalensis (Senegalese sole)
Lineage: Eukaryota; Metazoa; Chordata; Actinopteri; Pleuronectiformes; Soleidae
Gene: cnot11
Product: CCR4-NOT transcription complex, subunit 11
Exons: 7
Coding region: 410-1747 (445 amino acids)
Biological process (GO): negative regulation of translation; mRNA catabolic process
Cellular component (GO): CCR4-NOT complex
Source: RefSeq, a predicted model, not a curated record